This is a messenger RNA of Polyodon spathula (Mississippi paddlefish), 961 nucleotides long. RefSeq names its product TP53 regulating kinase (gene tp53rk). The record is from RefSeq and is a predicted model, not a curated record. NCBI's taxonomy places the organism in Eukaryota, Metazoa, Chordata, Actinopteri, Acipenseriformes, Polyodontidae. Gene Ontology annotation, molecular function: ATP binding; protein serine/threonine kinase activity. Gene Ontology annotation, biological process: protein phosphorylation. The transcript is spliced from 2 exons. Bases 109 to 813 code for a protein of 234 amino acids. Gene Ontology annotation, cellular component: EKC/KEOPS complex; cytosol; nucleus.
UUCCUACGCUGGCUGCGGAAGCUCUUGUUGUUGCUGAUAUUUUAGAAGCCACGUUACAUUUUCACGCGGGGAGAGUAAACCUGUAACGGUUCCGUUUCUGUGCAAAAGAUGGAUAUAAAAAAAGAGAACAGCUCGAUCCGGCAGUAUCUCAGCGGGAUGGAGUUGCUAAAACAGGGAGCCGAAGCUCGGGUUUACCGGGGGAAGUUCCUGGGGAAAGCGGCGGUCAUGAAAGAAAGGUUCCCCAGACGAUACAGACACCCGACCCUGGAUGAAAAACUCACACACCGUAGGACGGCCCAGGAGGUCCGCUCCAUACUCCGGUGCAGGAAAGCAGGUAUCGCUGUUCCUGUAGUUUAUUUUGUUGACUAUACAUCACACUGCAUUUUUCUUGAAGAAAUUGCAGGAUCCAUUACAGUCCGUGACUACAUCCAGUCUACAUCCAAAACAGAUACGGAAAAACUUCACAGCUUAGCCGAGAGGAUAGGGCAGAUCCUGGCAAAGAUGCAUGAAGAAGAUGUCAUCCACGGGGAUCUCACAACAUCCAACAUGCUUUUGAGGAUUGCUGUGGAGGGAGGCAGUUUGGAUCUGGUGCUUAUUGACUUUGGACUAAGUUACAUCUCCGCUUUGCCUGAGGAUAAAGGAGUGGACCUUUACGUUCUGGAAAAGGCAUUCCUUAGCACCCACCCAAACACAGAAUCAGUGUUUGAAACCUUACUUAAAAGCUACACAGUCUCGUCAAAGAAGUCUGCAUCUGUGAUUAAAAAACUGGAGGAAGUGAGACUGAGAGGAAGGAAAAGAUCAAUGGUGGGCUGAGGAAGAUUCAAAGACUGCUGUUACUAAUGGUUUGAAAAAAGUGUGACCUGAUCAGAAAUGGAGACAGCAGGGAUGUGAUUUAGGAGCACUGUUUAUAUUCUGAACCUUGUCUUUGACAAUAAAAAAUAAAAUAAAAAUAUUAUUUUUU